AUUUGUAGUGCGUAAAUUGCAUAAUUUUACUAUUGAACGUGAUUUAAUUUACAUGUAUUGUCUAUUUACACGAAAAAAGCAUCAAAAUGAUUUGUUAAAACUUUUGUUUUCGUUUUUUGUGAUUAAUGAUUGCACGUAGACAAGAUUUAAUUUUAUUACAUAUUUUUGAAUCCAUAUUUAUAUACGACACACGAAAAAACCGUAAAAUUUUCAGUUUAUAAACAAUGCUUUAUUGUCCGCCCAAUGUAACGUUUUCCCAAAUUUGGGUUAAUCAUGGCAUAUCUCACUGUUUUAUGGAUACAGUGGGUACCUCAGUGUAUGCUGGAUUCAUACUCAUAUUUGGUUUUAUACAACUAAUGAUGUACCGAAAAUAUGCUACCCGCAUAACGGAUCCAACACUAAUAUCGAAAUCACGUCUAUAUGCAUUACAAUUAUUUUUACUGGGCCUAUUUCCAAUAUUGACCAUAAUAAGAUUUUUAUUAAAUGCACAAAUAUAUUCCGAUAGCGCGGUUUAUGGAUAUAUGAUACUUUCUACAGCGCUUAUUUGUUUCGCAUAUCCAUUUUCCAUAUGUCUCAUUAUAAAGGAGCGUAAUUAUCAAUUACCUUCCUUACCAACACGAGGACAUGGCUUAAUAUUGUUAUUAUUUUGGACCUUAGCCUUAAUUAAUGAAUCUUUAUCAUUAAUUAAUUUACGACAUGAGGAUUGGUGGUUCAAUUUAAAAACUAAUAAAGAUGAAAUUGAAAUGGGUUUCUUUGUGGCACGGUACCUAAUGUCUCUGCUCAUAUUUGUAUUAGGCCUAAAAGCUCCUGGUAUUAUGUACCCCACUAAUCCUCAUCAACGUUUAAAUGAGGAUCCAGAACAAAACAACGACAAUACGAACAGAGGCUCAGCAUUUAAAAAUGCUUAUAAAAAACUACGCAAACUCUUUCCUUAUCUUUGGCCUAAGAAAGAUAUGGUUUUACAAAUUACUGUGCUGAUUUGUAUAAUAUUAUUGUUAGCUGGACGCGUUAUUAAACUUUUCUUACCCAUUUAUCGUAAAAAAUUAGUUGACAGUUUAACUAUAGAACCAAUAGUAUUUCGUUGGGAUUUCGUUUUGAUAUAUGUUGCACUCUCAUUCGUACAAGGCGGUGGCACCGGUACAAUGGGUGUCUUCAAUAAUCUGCGCUCAUUUUUAUGGAUACGCGUUCAACAAUAUACCACCAGAGAAAUCGAAGUAGAUCUGUUUAGACAUUUACAUCAACUGUCAUUACGUUGGCAUCUGCAAAGAAAAACAGGCGAGGUUCUGCGUGUUAUGGAUCGUGGCACUGACUCAAUUAAUAAUCUCUUAAAUUAUAUAAUAUUUUCUAUAACACCAACAAUUGUUGAUUUGAUUGUUGCUGUAGUUUUCUUUAUUUAUGCCUUCAACUGGUGGUUUGGACUUAUUGUUUUCGCUACCAUGUUCCUUUAUAUAUUGGCUACUAUAAUGGUAACUGAAUGGCGUACCAAAUACCAACGUCGUAUGAAUCUAGCAGAUAAUGAGCAACGUACCCGUAGUGUGGACUCUUUACUAAAUUUCGAAACCGUAAAAUAUUAUGGAGGAGAAAAAUAUGAAGUAGACGCUUAUCGGGAAUCUAUUUUAAAAUAUCAGAAAGAAGAAUUCUUGACUUUACUUACGCUUAAUUUGUUAAACACAUCACAAAAUAUAAUAUUAUGUAUCGGUUUACUUUGUGGCUCCAUGCUUUGUGUUUAUCUUGUGGUUCAUCACCAGACACUUACUGUCGGCGAUUUCGUACUGUUUUUUACAUAUUUAAUGGAUCUCUACAUGCCAUUGAAUUGGUUUGGAACUUAUUAUCGCGCUAUACAAAAGAACUUUGUUGAUAUGGAGAAUAUGUUUGAUCUCCUUAAGGAAGAAGAAGAAAUUAUUGAUGCACCAGGUGCUGCGCCUUUACUCACUGCUGGUGGUGGCAUAGAGUUUUCAAAUGUUACAUUCGGUUAUUCACCUGAAAAAGUAGUUCUUCGUAAUGUUAGUUUUAAGGUACCGCCAGGAAAGACUAUCGCUAUUGUUGGUCCUUCAGGUGCAGGUAAAAGUACAAUCGUAAGACUGCUUUUCCGUUUCUAUGAUGUGCAAGGAGGUGCUAUAUCUAUAGAUGAUCAAAAUAUAAAAUUAGUGCAACAAGAAACAUUACGUAAAGCAAUUGGUGUUGUACCGCAAGAUACUGUACUAUUUAAUAAUACAAUU
Molecule: messenger RNA, 2219 nt
Organism: Teleopsis dalmanni
Lineage: Eukaryota; Metazoa; Arthropoda; Insecta; Diptera; Diopsidae
Product: ATP-binding cassette sub-family B member 6, mitochondrial-like
Exons: 8
Biological process (GO): transmembrane transport; heme transport
Cellular component (GO): membrane
Molecular function (GO): ATP binding; heme binding; ATP hydrolysis activity
Source: RefSeq, a predicted model, not a curated record